ACCUGGAGAUACCUUGUCUUCAAGGAAACACAAGACGACUUUGAAGAUGAAAGCUGCUCUCCUGUACUUGUGUCUCUGUAGCCUAGUCUGGGCUGAGUCAGAGCUUCAACCUCAUUACAGGAAAGCAAAGCAGAAAUGUGUGGGAGAACACCAGAUAAUGGUCAAAGGCCGUCAUUCCAAGCAUGGGUUCUACAUAUUUAAUUAUGUGUACUCAUCUUCAGUGCCAAACAAUCAAACACAGAUUGAGAAAGAAGAAAACACAAAGAACAUUUCCAGUGCCACUGAUGGGCAGGAAAGUAAACCAAGCAAGCCUACUGACAAGCUCAUUGACCAUGCACAAGAGACAAGAAAGGGGCAAAAAGGAAAGGUGAAUGAAAGAAAGCCUGAGGACAGAACAACAUCUGAAGGCCGCCAGAGUUUGAAUGAACAUCAUGGAAACCCUCAAAAUUGGGAUCUCCACCAGCAUCACUUAAAGGUCAUUGUAGACAAAGGAAGAAAUGAAAUUGACACAGAAGUUACCACCACUGACAUAGAUGGAAGUGGGGAUGAAGGUUUGCCGGGGAAAGGUGAUACACAUCAUGGCCUCAUUGUUAGCAAGGAGCCUCAUGAACAAGGCAAAGACCAACACAUCACAAGGGGCACUGACAGUGUUAAAUCUGAGAGGAAGGAUAAAGAUGGCAAAUCUGGGAUAUCCACUAGUACUAAGCCAUCCAAACAUGGCUACAUCAAAAUUGGAGUGAAAGGCAAUGAUCUUUCUCUUUCUAGUGUAUUCCAGGAAACCAACUCUGACCAUUAUAUUCCUAAGAAAAUGAAAGAUCCACAGAGCAAAGAUUAUUCAAAGGUUUCUUUGAAAGGCAAAACUACUCCCACCAUUAAGAAGUCAGAUGGAAAAGAAGGGGGUAGUUACAUAAAUUUGUUAGGCAAAGAGGGUCAUGUAACUGCUACAUUAAAUAGUCAUCUCAGUGGACAAGGCAACCUUGCGAGGAAUAUUCCAGGAAAAGCAGAACACAGAAAUCAAAGCAAGUACACCAGCAUUUCAGACACUGAUGAAAUUAAAAGAGCUGAUGAAAAAGGUACUCACAAUACUACAGAACAUGUGGAAGGUGAAUAUGAAGCGACUAUGGUAGUUAGGAAACAGAAUGAGAAGGACCAAUCUGGAGUUGCCAAAUCACACAAAAGAGAGAAAGUGAGAGGUGAUAUAAUUAUUAGCCGUGUGGAUGUAACUGAUCAAGUCAAAUUAACUAAAAAAGAUGAAGCAAGAGAGGAUAUCUUUAAGGGGCAGUCUAAGAGCCAUAUGGAAGCAGUUAGCAUUUCCAAAAUGCCUAAAAAGGAUGAUGAUUAUAUUGGUGCCACAGAAAAGUUUAACAGUGAACUGGAGGAUCCCAUUUUCACUAAGACAGAUAAAAUAAACCACAGUGAAAUCAUCCUGGAUGGAUUUGAAAUUGCUCAAUCACAUCCUAAAGGUGACAUGACUUUUCAUGGAAGAAUUUCUGGAAGCCAAAUAUCAGGUCCCCAUAGUACACAGGAAGGCACAAAAGGGGUUAGUAGAGUUCGUAGCACUCGCAGAAAGUCAAGUACUCUUAAAGAAGAUUUUGAACUGUCCAAACCUCAUCGAAAAGAAGUUGGCAGUCAUAAUAAAAUUAACAGGAAGGGUCAUGAAAGCUCAUUGGGUGAUCGAGAGACCCAUGAAAAAGGCAAAAUAGGAUUUGAUGUUAAAUUAGAAGAGGGCAUUAUAAAAAUGAAUACAAGUUACAAUAAAGCUCCUGCAGCUGCUGCAGAUAUCAGGCAGAGUAGUAUAUAUUCUUCUGAUAGAAAGGCAAGCCAUCAGAGUCAAAAGUCUAUUCGGUUCAAAAGUGCACCGUCUUUAUCUCAUGGGUCUCAUAACAAUGUUCAACAUCCUUUUAAUAGUCCAAAGCAUAGCAGCCUUAAAAGUCGGGAGCAUUCUUCAACCUCUGUGAAAAGUGUCAAGAAAGUUACAAAGCCAAUCAAAGAGACAGCUAAGGUUAAUACUGGAUCAUAUGGAAGCAAGAUAGCUAAGCAGUACCAUGGGUAUUCAGGCACCUUGCGAAGAAAGAGCAGCCAACGUGAUAGAAUGCACCCAUCUGUUAAAAGAGGCUACAAAAGUGAUAGCAGCCAGUCAUCUGAGAGUGAUGAAAACAGUUUGCAGGAUAGUCGCCGGUCAUAUGAAGACUAUCAGAAUGACCAGGCUGAUAGUUACCAGUCAGCUGAGAGUGCUGAAGAAGGCCUUUCUCUUGAAAGCAAUGAAAGUGAUGAUCAGAGCCAAAUGGAAAACCAAAAGUCCAGUUCUCAAGAACAUUCUCAGGAACACAGAAGCAAUGCUUAAAUGGGGGGUGAGAGUAAAUUGAAAAACAAUGUACCCAGACCAUAAUUAAGAAGUAACAUUGUUGGUGUAUGGUCAGACUUACAGUGCACUCAUGUAUGUCUGCUUAAAUGUAAGUUUUACCAAAUUGAGCAGUGGGGCUUACUCCCAGGUAAUUAUUUAUAGGAUCUCAGCCUAAGACUUAGAAUUGAGUUGAAGUGGAUCACAAAUAUUUUCAGCUUUGCAUUCUUUAUAUAAUGGCAAGGACAGGCUGUCAGAGGUUCCAAAGAAUGUCUUCCUCAUUUUAUGUCUGGCUAUAAUAGCCAUAGCCAUGAUAUCUCUUUGAUGCUCCCCACUCUCCAGUGGCCACUAAGCCAUACAGAAGGGACCCCAUGAAAAGUGUGUCUUGGGGGCUGAUCAUUGCUGGGCUGUCCGACAGUGGAACACACUCCUUCCUCUAAGUGUAGUGGAAUCUCCCUCCUUGGAUGUCUUUAAACAGAGGCUGGAUGGCCGUCAGGGAUACUUUGAUUUGGAUUUCCUGCAUGGCAGGGGGUUGGACUGGAUGGCCCUUGCUGUCUCUUCCAACUCUAUGAUUCUAUGAUUCUAACAACCAGAAAAAAGAUAUAUGCAGCAGUUAUCUGGACUUAUGCCUGUCCAUGUCACUAACACCAUAAUUUCUCCUUGUUUCUAGCUUGUGUGUUUUUCCCCAUUAAUAACUUUUGUCAUCUUGACCACAGUUUGAUGUUGCUUGGCCUCAGUGUCCCAGUUUUCCACCUAUGAAAUGUUGGAAGGUAUGAUGACUUACCAAGUCCCCACUGAUUGAGUGGGUCUACUGUAGCUGCAACUUACAAUUAAACUUAGGGCUAAGUAUUUCAAUUAUCCCUAGAAGCCAAGAUGACUAAACUGAGAUUGUCGUACUUUGGAUACAUCAUGAGAAGACAUGACUCACUAGAAAAGACAAUAAUGCUUGGUAAGGUGGAAGGCAGUAGGAAAAGGGGAAGACUGCAUUUUCGAUGCAUAGACUCAAUCAAGGAAAACACAGCCCUGAAUCUGCAAGACCUUAUCAGGGCGACUGAUGACAGAUUGACUUGGAGGUCUCCCAUUCAUAGGGUUGCUAUAAGUCAAAAUUGACUUGAAGGCAGUUAACAACUACACAUUUCCUUUCUAUCAUGGCCCAUGAGAUAGAGCUGAAAUGUAAAGGAUAGUGCUAUAAAAUACUAAAGAAACCACAAAAAGUAUGGUAUCUUAACCAAUUGCCAGCCCCAGCUAGAACAGCUACAUUGACAUGACACUGUUUCCAAACUGCUGACUUCUCAUUCAGCAAUUGAUUGAGUGGACAGCAAUUCAGUUUAAGCUACUGUUCUUUCACAGGAACUUCCAGAGAAUAAAUCUGAGAAUGUAAUGGCACAUUAUUUAGAUAUAGGGCUGAAUAUAUGUUUUAUUGUAUCAAUUUUCUUUGGCUAAACAUGUAAUGAAAAAAUAGGAACAGUAUCUAUAACAUACAGUAUGCGCUGUACUAACUGAUGCUGUGGUGAUGUUGUAUACCAAUAAAG
Messenger RNA from Sceloporus undulatus (fence lizard), 3873 nucleotides. RefSeq names its product matrix extracellular phosphoglycoprotein (gene MEPE). NCBI's taxonomy places the organism in Eukaryota, Metazoa, Chordata, Lepidosauria, Squamata, Phrynosomatidae. Bases 47 to 2344 code for a protein of 765 amino acids. The transcript has 5 exons. Gene Ontology annotation, molecular function: extracellular matrix protein binding. Gene Ontology annotation, biological process: biomineral tissue development. The record is from RefSeq and is a predicted model, not a curated record. Gene Ontology annotation, cellular component: extracellular matrix.